Macaca mulatta (Rhesus monkey) is the source of this 9738-nucleotide messenger RNA. RefSeq names its product mucin 4, cell surface associated (gene MUC4). Gene Ontology annotation, molecular function: ErbB-2 class receptor binding. Gene Ontology annotation, biological process: cell-matrix adhesion. Lineage: Eukaryota; Metazoa; Chordata; Mammalia; Primates; Cercopithecidae. The record is from RefSeq and is a predicted model, not a curated record.
CCUCCGCCACAGCCACAUCCACACCCCCGACCACUCCCCAGACCGCCACCUCUGCCACAGCCACAUCCACACCCCCAACCACCUCUCAGACCACCACCUCCGCCACAGCAACAUCCACACCCCCGACCACCUCUCAGACUGCCACCUCCACCACAGCGACAUCCACACCCCCAACAACCUCUCAGACCGCCACAGCCCCAGCCACAUCCACACCCCCAACCACCUCUCAGACCGCCACCUCCACCACAGCCACGUCCACACCCCCGAUGACCUCCCAGACCGCCAUCUCCGCCACAGCCACAUCCACAUCCCCAACCACCUCCAAGACCGCCACUUCUGCCACAGCCACAUCGACAUCCACACCCCCAACCGCCUCCCAGACUGCCACAGCCACAGCCACAUCCCCAACUACCUCUAACACCGCCACUUCUGCCACAGCCACAUCGACCUCCACACCCCCAACCACCUCCCAGACCACCACCUCCGCCACAGCCACGUCCACACCCCCAACGACCUCCCAGACUGCCACCUCUGCCACAGUCACGUCCACACCCCCAACGACCUCCCAGACCGCCACCUCCAUCACAGCGACAUCCACACCCUUGACCACCUCUCAGACUGCCACCUCUGCCACAGCCACAUCCACACCCCUGACCACCUCCCAGACCACCACCUCCGCCACAGCGACAUCCACAUCCCCAACAACCUUUCAGACUGCCACAGCCCCAGCCACAUCGACACCCCCAACCACCUCUAAGACCGCCACCUCCACCACAGCCACAUCCACACCCCCGACGACUUCCCAGACCACCACCUCCGCCACAGCCACAUCCACACCCCCAACGACCUCUCAGAUCAACACCUCCACCACAGCGACAUCCACACCCCCAACAACCUCUCAGACCGCCACAACCACAGCCACAUCCACAUCCCCAACCACCUCUAAGACCGCCACUUCUGCCACAGCCACAUCGACAUCCACACCCCAAAUGACCUUCCAGACCGCCACCUCUGCCACAGCCACGUCCACACCCCCAAUGACCUCCCAGACCGCCACCUCCGGCACAGCCACGUCCACAGCCCCGACCACCUCCCAGACCGCCACCUCCGUCACAGCCACGUCUACACCCCCGACCACCUCUCAGACCACCACCUCCACCACAGCCACGUCCACACCCCUGACGAUCUCCCAGACCACCACCUCCGUCACAGCCACGUCCACACCCCUGACCACCUCUCAGAUUGACACCUCCGCCACAGCGACAUCCACACCCCCAACAACCUCUCAGACCACCACAGACACAUCCACAUCCACAUCCCCAACCACCUCUAAGACCGCCACUGCUGCCACAGCCACAUCGACAUCCACACCCCCAACCACCUCACAGACCGCCACCUCCGCCACAGCCACGUCCACACCCCCAACGACCUCCCAGACUGCCACCUCCACCACAGCCACGUCCACACCCCCGACCACCUCUCAGACCGCCACCUCUGCCACAGCCACAUCCACACCCUCGACCACCUCCCAGACUGCCACCUCCGCCACAGCCACAUCCACACCCUCGACCACCUCCCAGACUGCCACCUCCGCCACAGCGACAUCCACACCCCCAACAACCUCUCAGACUGCAACAGCCCCAGCCACAUCCGCACCCGCAAUCACCUCUCAGACCGCCACCUCCACCACAGCCACGUCCACACCCCCGACGACCUCUCAGAUCGACACCUCCGCCACAGCCACAUCCACAUCCCCAACCACCUCUAAGACCACCACUUCUGCCACAGGCACAUCGACAUCCACACCCCCAACCACCUCCCAGACCACCACUGCCCCGUCCACACCCCCAACAACCUUCCAGACCGCCACCUCCAUCACAGCCACGUCCACACUCCCGAACACCUCUCAGACCGCCACCUCCGCCACAGCCACGUCCACACCCCUGAUGACCUCCCAGACCGCCACCUCCACCACAGCGACAUCCAAACCCCCGACCACCUCUCAGACUGCCACCUCCACCACAGCGACAUCCACCCCCCCAACAAGCUCUCAGACCGCCACAGCCCCAGCCACAUCCACACCCCCAACUACCUCUCACACCGCCACCUCCACCACAGCCAUGUCCACAUCCCUGAUGACCUCCCAGACCACCACCUCCGCCACAGCCACAUCCACACCCCCAACAACCUCUCAGACCGCCACAACCACAGCCACAUCCACAUCCCCAACAACCUCUAAGACCGCCACUUCUGCCACAGCCACAUCGACAUCCACACCCCCAACCACCUCCCAGACCGCCACCUCCACCACAGCCAUGUCCACACCCCCAACGACCUCCCAGACCGCCACCUCCGCCACAGCCACGUCCACACCCCCAACGACCUCCCAGACUGCCACCUCCGUCACAGCCACAUCCACACCCCCGACCACCUCUCAGACCGCCACCUCCGCCACAGCCACAUCCACACCCCCGACCACCUCUCAGAUCACCACCUCCGCCACAGCGACAUCCACAUCCCCAACAACCUCUCAGACUGCCACAGCCCCAGCCACAUCCACACCCCCAACCACCUCUCAGACCGCCACCUCCACCACAGCCACAUCCACACCCCCGACGACUUCCCAGACCACCACCUCUGCCACAGCCACAUCCACACCCCCAACGACCUCUCAGAUCAACACCUCCACCACAGCGACAUCCACACCCCCAACAACCUCUCAGACCGCCACAACCACAGCCACAUCCACAUCCCCAACCACCUCUAAGACCGCCACUUCUGCCACAGCCACAUCGACAUCCACACCCCAAAUGACCUUCCAGACCGCCACCUCUGCCACAGCCACGUCCACACCCCCAAAGACCUCCCAGACCGCCACCUCCACCACAGCCACGUCCACAUCCCUGACGACCUCCCAGACCGCCACCUCCGUCACAGCCACGUCCACACCCCUGACCAACUCUCAGACCGCAACCUCUGCCACAGCCACGUCCACACCCCCGACCACCUCUCAGAUUGACACCUCCGCCACAGCGACAUCCACACCCCCAACAACCUCUCAGACCACCACAGACACAUCCACAUCCACAUCCCCAACCACCUCUAAGACCGCCACUGCUGCCACAGCCACAUCGACAUCCACACCCCCAACCACCUCACAGACCGCCACCUCCGCCAUAGCCACGUCCACACCCCCAACGACCUCCCAGACUGCCACCUCCACCACAGCCAUGUCCACACCCCUGACCACCUCUCAGACCGCCACCUCUGCCACAGCCACAUCCACACCCUCGACCACCUCCCAGACUGCCACCUCCGCCACAGCCACAUCCAUACACCCGACCACCUCUCAGACUGCCACCUCCGCCACAGCGACAUCCACACCCCCAACAACCUCUCAGACUGCAACAGCCCCAGCCACAUCCGCACCCGCAAUCACCUCUCAGACCGCCACUUCCACCACAGCCACGUCCACACCCCCGACGACCUCCCAGGCCACCACUUCCACCACAGCCAUAUCCACACCCCCGACCACCUCUCAGAUCGACACCUCCGACACAGCCACAUCCACACCCCCAACAACCUCUCAGACCGCCACAGCCACAGCCACAUCCACAACCACCUCUAAGACUGCCACUUCUGCCACAGCCACAUUGACAUCCACACCCCCAACCACCUCCCAGACUGCCACCUCCACCACAACCACGUCCACACCCCCAAUGACCUCCAUGACUGCCACCUCCGCCACAGCCACGUCCACACCCCCGAUGACCUCCCAGACCGCCACCUCUGUCACAGCCACGUCCACACCCCCGACCACCUCUCAGACCACCACCUCCACUGCAGCGACAUCCACACCCCUGACCACCUCUCAGACCGCCACCUCUGCCACAGCGACAUCCACACCCCCAACAACCUCUCAGACCGCCACAGCCCCAGCCACAUCCACACCCCCAACCACCUCUCAGACCGCCACCUCCACCACAGCCACAUCCACACCCCCAACCACCUCUCAGAUCGACACCUCCGCCACAGCCACGUCCACACCCCCGACGACCUCUCAGAUCGACACCUCCGCCACAGCCACAUCCACAUCCCCAACCACCUCUAAGACCACCACUUCUGCCACAGGCACAUCGACAUCCACACCCCCAACCACCUCCCAGACCACCACUGCCCCGUCCACAUCCCCAACAACCUUCCAGACCGCCACCUCUGCCACAGCCACAUCCACACCCCCGACGACCUCCCAGACCGCCACCUCCAUCACAGCCACGUCCACACUCCCGAACACCUCUCAGACCGCCACCUCUGCCACAGCCACGUCCACACCCCUGACGAACUCCCAGACUGCCACCUCCACCACAGUGACAUCCAAACCCCCGACCACCUCUCAGACUGCCACCUCCACCACAGCAACAUCCACCCCCCCAACAAGCUCUCAGACCGCCACAGCCCCAGCCACAUCCACACCCCCAACUACCUCUCACACCGCCACCUCCACCACAGCCAUGUCCACAUCCCUGACGACCUCCCAGACCACCACCUCUGCCACAGCCACAUCCACACCCCCAACAACCUCCCAGACCACCACCUCCGCUACAGCCACAUCCACACCCCCAACCACCUCGCAGAUCACCAUCUCCACCAUAGUCCCAUCACCACCCCCAACAACCUCGCAGACCGCCACCUCCGCCACAGCCACAUCCACACCCCCAACCACCUCUCAGAUCACCAUCUCCACCAUAGUCCCAUCACCACCCCCAACAACCUCGCAGACUGCCAUAGCCACAUCCACAGCCACAUCACCACCCCCAACAACCUCCCAGACCAUCACAGCCACAUCCACAUCCCUGAUGACCUCCGAGACCGCCACCUCUGCCAUAGCCACAUCCACACCCCCAACAACCUCCCAGACCACCACCUCUGCUACAGCCACAUCCACACCCCCAACCACCUCUCAGAUCACCAUCUCCACCAUAGUCCCAUCACCACCCCCAACAACCUCGCAGACCGCCAUAGCCACAUCCACACCCCCCAAAACCUCUCAGACCACCACCUCCGCCACAGCCACAUCCACACCCCCAACAACCUCCCAGACCACCACAGCCACAUCCACACCCCCAACCACCUCUCAGACCGCCACCUCCACCACAGCCAUGUCCACACCCCCGACCACCUCCCAGACUGCCACCUCCGCCAUAGCCACAUCCACACCCCCGACCACCUCCCAGACCGCCACCUCCGCCACAGCCACGUCCACACCCCCGACCACCUCCCAGACCACCACCUCCGCCAUAGCCACAUCCACACCCCCGACUACCUCCCAGACCGCCACCUCCGCCACAGCCACGUCCACACCCCCGACCACCUCCCAGACUGCCACCUCCGCCACAGCGACAUCCACACCCCCAACAACCUCCCAGACCACCACAGCCACAGCCACAUCCACACCCCCAACCAUGUCUAAGACCACCACUUCUGCCACAGCCACAUCCACAUCCUCAACAACCUCUCAGACCGCCACCUCCGCCACAGACACAUCCCUACUCCCAACCACCUCCCAGACCGCCACCUCCGCCACAGCCACAUCCACACCCCCGACCACCUCUCAGACCGCCACCUCCACCGCAGUGACAUCCACACCCCCAACAACCUCUCAGACCGCCACAUCCACAUCCACACCCCCAACCACCUCUCAGACCGCCACCUCCUCCACAGCCACGUCCACACCCCCAACGACCUCCCAGACCACCACCUCCGCCACAGCCACAUCCACACCCCCGACGACCUCCCAGACCGCCACAGCUACAGCAACAUCCACACCCCCAACCACCUUUCAGACCGCCACCUCUGCCACAGCCACAUCCAUACUCCCAACCACCUCUCAGACCGCCACCUCUGCCACAGCCCCCUCACCACCCCUGACCACCUCCCAGGCCUCCACCUCCGCCACUCCCAGCACUGCCACGCACAGCCGCUCCACAGCUGCCCCCGCCCCUGCCCCCGUCCCCGUCCCGCCUGAGACAGGAGCUUCCCUCCUCCCCUACGGGGCCGGCGCCGGGGACCUGGAGUUCGUCAGGAGGACCGUGGACUUCACCUCCCCGCUCUUCAGGCCCGCGACUGGCUUCCCCCUCGGCUCCUCGCUGCGCGAUUCCCUCUACUUCACAGACAAUGGCCAGAUCAUCUUCCCAGAGUCAGACUACCAGAUUUUCUCCUAUCCCAACCCACUCCCAACAGGCUUCACAGGCUGGGACCCUGUGGCCCUGGUGGCUCCGUUCUGGGACGAUGCUGACUUCUCCACUGGUCAGGGGACCAUAUUUUAUCAGGAAUACAAGACGCUCUAUGGUGAACGCAGGCUGCCAGUCCUGCAGACCGAGUCUUGGAUUAGAAAGAUCACAAACAAUGGCGGCUUCAAGGCCAGGUGGACCCUAAAGGUCACGUGGGUCAAUGCCCACGCUUAUCCUGCCCAGUGGACCCUUGGGAGCAACACCUACCAGGCCAUCCUCUCCACAGACGGGAGCAGGUCCUAUGCCCUGUUUCUCUACCAGAGCGGUGGGAUGCAGUGGGACGUGGCCCAGCGCUCAGGCAACCUCGUGCUCAUGGGCUUCUCCAGUGGAGACGGCUAUUUCGAAAACAGCCCACUGAUGUCCCAGCCAGUGUGGGAGAAGUAUCGCCCUGAUAGAUUCCUGAAUUCCAGCUCAGGCCUCCGAGGGCUGCAGUUCUACAGGCUACACCGGGAAGAAAGGCCUAACUACCGUCUCGAGUGCCUGCAGUGGCUGAAGAGCCAGCCUCAGUGGCCCAGCUGGGGCUGGAACCAGGUCUCCUGCCCUUGUUCCUGGCAGCAGGGACGAUGGGACUUACGAUUCCAACCCGUCAGCAUAGGUCUCUUGGGCCUCGGCAGCAGGCAGCUCUGCAGCUUCACGUCCUGGCGAGGAGGCGUGUGCUGCAGCUACGGGCCGUGGGGAGAGUUUCGUGAAGGCUGGCACGUGCAGCGUCCCUGGCAGUUCGCCCCGGAACUGGAACCGCAGAACUGGUGCUGCCUCUGGAAUGACAAGCCCUACCUCUGUGCCCUGUACCAGCAGAGGCGGCCCCGCGUGGGCUGUGCUACAUACAGACCCCCACGGCCUGCCUGGAUGUUCGGGGACCCCCACAUCACCACCUUGGAUGGUGUCAAUUACACCUUCAAUGGGCUGGGGGACUUCCUGCUGGUCGGGGCCCAGGACGGGAACUCCUCCUUCCUGCUGCAGGGCCGCACGGCCCAGACUGGCUCAGCCCAGGCCACCAACUUCAUCGCCUUUGCGGCUCAGUACCGCUCUGGCAGCCUGGGCCCCGUGACGGUCCAAUGGCUCCUUGAGCCUCAUGAUGGAAUCCAUGUCCUGCUGGAUAACCAGACUGUGACAUUUGAGCCUGGACAUGGAGACGGCGGAGGCCAGGAGACGGUCAACGCCACCGGAGUCCUCCUGAGCCGCAACGGCUCCGUGGUCUCUGCCAGCUUCGACGGCUGGGCCGCCGUCUCGGUGAUCGCGCUCUCCGACAUCCUCCACGCCUCCGCCAGCCUCCCGCCCGAGUACCAGAACCGCACGGAGGGGCUCCUGGGAGUCUGGAAUAACAAUCCGGAGGACGACUUCAGGAUGCCCAAUGGCUCCACCGUCCCCCCAGGGAGCUCUGAGGAGACGCUUUUCCACUACGGAAUGACCUGGCAGAUCAACGGGACAGGCCUUCUUGGCAAGAGGAAUGACCAGCUGCCUUCCAACUUCACCCCUGUUUUCUACUCACAACUGCAAAACAGCUCCUGGGCUGAAGAUGUGAUCUCCAGCUGUAAUGGAGACAGCUCAUGCAUCUAUGACACCCUGGCCCUGCGCAACGCAAGCAUCGGACUUCACACGAGGGCCGUCAGCAAAACCUACAAGCAGGUGAACGCCACCCUCAAUCAGUACCCGCCCUCCAUCAAUGGUGGUCAUGUGGUUGAAGCCUACAAGGGGCAGACCACGCUGAUUCAGUACACCAGCAAUGCUGAGGAUGCCACCUUCACGCUCAGAGACAACUGGACUGACUUUAAGCUCUUUGAGAAUGGGACGUUGCUAUGGACACCCAAGUCGUUGGAGCCAUUCACUCUGGAGAUUCUAGCAAGAAGUGCCAAGAUUGGCUUGGCAUCUGCACUCCAGCCCAGGACUGUGGUCUGCCAUUGCAAUGCAGAGAGCCAGUGUUUGUACAACCAGACCAGCAGGGUGGGCAACUCCUCCCUGGAGAUGGCCGGCUGCAAGUGUGACGGGGGCACCUUCGGCCGCUACUGUGAGCGCUCCAAGGACGCCUGUGAGGAGCCGUGCUUCCCGAGUGUCCGCUGCAUUCCUGGGAAGGGCUGCGAGGCCUGCCCUCCACACCUGACUGGGGAUGGACGGCACUGUGCUGCUCUGGGGAGCUCUCUCCUGUGUCGGAACCAGUCCUGCCCUGUGAAUUACUGCUACAAUCAAGGCCGCUGCUACAUCUCCCAGACUCUGGGCUGCCAGCCCACAUGCACCUGCCCCCCGGCCUUCACCGAUAGCCUCUGCUUCCUGGCUGGGAACAACUUCAGUCCAACUGUCCACCUAGAACCUCCCUUAAGAGUCAUCCAGCUCUUGCUCAGUGAAGAGGAAAAUGCCUCCAUGGCAGAGGUCAACGCCUCGGUGGCAUACAUACUGGGGACCCUGGACAUGCGGGCCUUUCUCCGCAACAGCCAAGUGAACCGAAUCGAUUCCCCAGCACCUGCCUCGGGAAGCCCCAUUCAACACUGGAUGGUCAUCUCGGAGUUCCAGUACCGCCCUUGGGGCCCCGUCAUCGACUUCCUGAACAACCAGCUGCUGGCUGCGGUAGUGGAGGUGUUCUUCUACCAGGUUCCACGGAGGAGGGAGGAGUCCAGGAACCAUGUGGUCUUCCAGCCCAUCUCCAGGGAAGACGUGUGGGAUGUGACAGCCCUGAACGUGAGCACGCUGAAGGCUUACUUCAAAUGCAAUGGCUACAAGGGCUAUGACCUGGUCUAUAGCCCCCAGAGCGGCUUCACCUGCGUGUCCCCGUGCAGUAGAGGCUACUGUGACCAUGGAGGCCAGUGCCAGCACCUGCCCAGUGGGCCCCGCUGCAGCUGUGUGUCCUUCUCCAUCUACACGGCCUGGGGAGAGCACUGUGAGCACCUGAGCAUGAAACUCGACGUGUUCUUCGGGAUCUUCUUUGGGUCCCUGGGCGGCCUCUUGCUGCUGGGGGUCGGGGUGUUCGUGGUCCUGCGCUUCUGGAAUUGCUCCAGGACCAGCUUCUCCUAUCUCCUGCACUCAGCUGAGGCCUCGCCUUGAAGGGACAGCUGUGGUCUAGGCUACCUCAAGACCCACCCCAUCCUCACCGCACACUUAAGGCGCCAUUGCUUUUGGGAGACUGGAAAAGGGAAGGUGACUGAAGGCUGUCAGGAUUCUACAAGGGGAGUGAAUACUGGGACUCAAGACAAGACUAUACCUUAUCCAUAGGCUCAGGUGCACAGGGGGAGGCCAUAAUGACAAGCAUGGAGGGGUCCUCACGCAGACACCCCCACAGAAGGACACUGGCCUGUGCACGCGUGCGCGCACAUACACACACACACACACACACACACCAGAGUUCAUAAUGCAGUGAUGGCCCUAAGUUAAGCAAAAUAUUUCUGCACACAAAACUCUCUGGUUUACUUCGAAUUAAAGUCUAUUUAAUAAAGCUGUCUAACUUUUUGUGUCUUCAAAA